CACAGAUAUGAUGGUCCUGCAACCUGUGCUUUGAGCUGUUCAUCUACUGGGCACUGUUUUUCAUUGGCAUCCAGUGAUGAGUACUGGCAGCUAGCUCAGCACAGACCUCCUAUAACAGGAUCUGUAGCAUUGUCAUGGUUUUCUACUCUAGAUUGUGUCCAUUUAUUGAAUGAUUUGGCCAUGGGAUUUUUCACCCGCGCUCUGCUCUUUGCUGUCACAAUAUUCCAACAGAUAACAUGCCGCAGCAUUGGUACUGAAGACAUUGGGGAAUACAUUGGAUCUAAUAUAGAGAUAUCAUGGGUGCCCAACCUAGAUGGACUGAUGCAAGGAUAUGCAAGGAACUUCAGGCCUGGCAUUGGAGGGCCUCCUGUGAUUGUUGCAGUAGAUAUAGAAGUCACCAGCAUUGACCAUAUAUCUGAAGUAAACAUGGAAUACACAAUGACAGUGUACCUGCGUCAGAGCUGGAGGGAUGAAAGGCUUUCUUACAACCAUACCAACAAAACUCUUGGCUUUGACAGUAGAUUUGUUGAGAAACUUUGGCUUCCAGAUACCUUUAUUGUAAAUGCCAAGUACGCCUGGUUUCAUGACGUGACAGUGGAAAACAAGCUAAUCCGACUCCAGCCAGAUGGUGUCAUCCUAUACAGCAGUAGAAUAACAUCAACUGUCUCUUGUGACAUGGAUUUAACAAAGUAUCCAAUGGACGAGCAGGAGUGCUUGUUGGACCUCGAGAGCUAUGGCUACUCAGCAGAAGACAUUCUCUACCACUGGUCGGACAAACAGGAACAGAUCCACGGACUGGAUAAACUUGAGCUUGCGCAAUUCACUCUUACAGGCUAUAAAUUUACAAGGAAGGUAAUGAACUUCAAAUCAGCGGGUCAGUUCCCCCGGCUGACCCUAAGCUUCCAGCUGAAGAGGAACAGAGGAAUGUACAUUAUACAGUCUUAUGUUCCAUCCAUUUUACUGGUAACCAUGUCAUGGGUCUCUUUCUGGAUCAGUCAGUCUGCAGUUCCUGCAAGAGUUUCUCUAGGUAUCACCACUGUACUCACAAUGACCACUCUGAUGGACUGUGCACGAUCUUCUCUGCCCAGAGCGUCUGCCAUCAAAGCUCUGGAUGUCUACUUCCUCAUAUGCUAUGUUUUUGUGUUUGCUGCCUUGGUAGAGUAUGCAUUUGCUCACUUUAAUGCGGACUACAUGAAGAGAAGAAUAAGAAGAUGACAGUGCGUGCCAAGCAGAAAAAUAAGGUGUCAAUGAAGGAUGGUAAUCAAGCCAUAGUCCCGCUCACCUUGUCAUUAUUGGGAGUGAAUCUUAACUUGGUGGAGCAAUACACUAACGUUCCAGGGCUAAUAAGUGAGCCCAAAUGUACAGGAAGGGCAAGUAAAUUACAUUCUUAUGAGCGGAAACCUGACCAAAAAAGUAGCCGACUGAAGACUUUACUGAAACCCAUAGAUGCUGAUACCAUUGAUGUUUAUUCAAGGGCAGUUUUUCCAGCUGCCUUUGCAGCAGUAAACAUUAUUUACUGGGUAGGCUACACAAAUUGA
Messenger RNA from Staurois parvus, 1538 nucleotides. The record is from the annotation of a GenBank genome assembly. NCBI's taxonomy places the organism in Eukaryota, Metazoa, Chordata, Amphibia, Anura, Ranidae.